Molecule: messenger RNA, 5767 nt
Organism: Jatropha curcas
Lineage: Eukaryota; Viridiplantae; Streptophyta; Magnoliopsida; Malpighiales; Euphorbiaceae
Source: RefSeq, a predicted model, not a curated record
CAGGUUACUCGGUGGGAGAGAUUGUAUGACACCACUAUUCGUGUGGUGGAAGAUAUUCGAUUUGUUAUGAGCCAUAAUAUUGUGCCCAAAUUUGUAACCCAUGAUCAGAGAGAUAUCUUGAGAACUUGGAUGAGGCUUCUGUCUUUUUUGCAAGGAAUGAGUCCACUAAAGAGAGAACAUGGCCAACAUGUAGAGGAAGAAAAUGAUAAUAUUAAUUUACUUUUUGUUUUAGAUCAUUCUAUUGCCAAUAUUCAUUCUCUUUUGGUGGAUGGAGCUUUUUCUACUAGUGAAGAGACAUAUGAUACUUUUCCUUACAUGAAUAAACAAGAUAUGGAUGAGGAAGAUAGUGGCAGACAUACAAAAGUAGGACGACUGUCUCAGGAAAGCUCAGUGCCCGGUGUUUCAGAACGGAGUGCUUCGUCUGCGAUACAAUUUACUGAAGUUAAAGCAGAUCCCUUUUCUCACCGUUUAAUUCCUUCAUCUGUUAUAUGGUUAAUAUAUGAGUGCUUGAGAGCCAUUGAGAAUUGGCUGGGAGCUGAUGGGUCUCUAUCAUCUUCAAAUACUACCAGCACUUCCAGCAAAAACUUUUUAGCAUUGAGAAAAACUUUAUCUAAGAUUAGAAAGGGAAAAUAUAUAUUUGGUGGGUUUACUGGUUCAAUUGAAGAUCAAACUAAGCAGUCUUUUACUGGUUUAAGCAUGAUUAUGGACUCUGAGAAUGCUAAAAGUAUAGGGCAGGAUUGCAAAAUGGUUUCCGGUGACAUUGAAACUGUCAAUCCUGAUGAGAUUUUGAUGGAAGCAGACAGUUAUACAGAAUUGGACACCUCAAGUAUUUUGAGUUCGCCCAAUUGGCCAAAUAUAAUUUAUGAUGUUAGUUCACAGGAUGUAUCUGUUCACAUUCCUUUACAUCGGUUACUUUCCUUGCUUUUACAAAAAACACUAAGACAAUGUUAUGGUGAUUCUGAUGUUCUUAAUACUACAGCUAAUGUAAGCCCUUCGACUUCAUUAUCUUCAUGUGAUGAUUUCUUUCGUCAUGUCCUUGGUAAUUGUCACCCAUAUGGAUUUUCUGCAUUUGUUAUGGAGCAUCCUUUACGUAAUAGGGUGUUUUGUGCUGAGGUCCAUGCUGGAAUGUGGAGGAGGAAUGGUGAUGCUGCCAUUUUAUCUUCUGAAUGGUACCGUUCAGCACGUUGGGCUGAACAAGGUUUAGAACUUGAUCUUUUUCUUCUGCAGUGCUGUGCUGCAUUGGCUCCAGCUGAACUUUUUGUUAAUAGAAUUGUAGAACGAUUUGGGCUAUCAGACUACCUUUCCUUGAACCCUGAGAGAUCCAGCGAGUAUGAACCAGUUUUGGUGCAGGAAAUGCUCACGCUUAUUAUACAAGUUGUACAAGAAAGGCGAUUUUCUGGGCUAACUCCUGCUGAAAAUUUGAAGAGAGAAUUAGUUCAUAAGUUGGCCAUUGGAGAUGCUACUCGUAGUCAGUUGGUGAAAUCUUUGCCUAGUGAUCUCUCUAAGUGUGAACAGCUUCAGGAAAUUUUGGAUUUAGUUGCUGUAUACUCUAAUCCAUCUGGCUUUAAUCAGGGAAUGUAUUCUUUGCGCUGGACAUUUUGGAAAGAGCUGGAUCUGUACCACCCGCGUUGGAACUCACGGGAAUUGCAAGUUGCUGAAGAAAGAUACUUGCGCUACUGUAGUGUGUCAGCAUUAACCACUCAGCUGCCCAGGUGGACAAAGAUUCAUCCUCCUCUCAAGGGUGUAGCUAAAAUAGCCACCUGUAAAGUGGUUCUAAGAAUAAUACGAGCUGUGCUUUUUUAUGCUGUUUUCUCUGAUAAAGUAACUGAAACGCGUGCUCCUGAUGAUGUUCUUAUAAUGGCAUUGCACCUGCUCUCGUUGGGCUUAGAUAUUUGUUUUCAGCGAAGAGAACGUAUGGACAUGUCACCUUUAACUGGAGGUUCUAUUCCUUUGCUUGCUUUUGCCUGUGAAGAAAUUCGUGAGGGAUUGAAUUACGGUGCUGGUAAUCAGAGCUUGUUGUCACUUCUUGUCUCAUUGAUGAGGAUGCACAAGAGAGAGAAUUUGGAUGUCUUUUUAGAAGCAGACAGUUGUAACCUUUCUUCUUUGAUUGAAAGCUUAUUGAAGAAGUUUGCAGAAUUAGAUUCAAGUUGCAUGAUUAAACUGCAACAACUUGCACCUGAAGUGGUCAUUUAUUUAUCACAAUCAAUUUCUACUAGUGCUUUUCAAUCUCUGGGAUCAGCAUCUGAUAGUGAAAAACGCAAGGCCAAAGCUCGAGAAAGACAGGCUGCUGUAUUGGCAAAGAUGAAAGCUGAACAGUCCAAGUUUUUGUCCAGCUUUAAUUCCAAUAAUGAUGAUGGCGACGAUGACGAUGAUGAUUCAAAAUCUGGACUAGAAGAAAGCAACAUGGAUAAUAGACGGGAUUUGAUAGAGUCUGCAAAAGAUGUUUGUUCCCUAUGCCAUGAUCUUAAAUCGAGAAAUCCUGUGUCCUUCUUGAUUCUUCUUCAGAAAUCAAGGGUUUUAAGCUUAAUUGACAGAGGUCCCCCCUCUUGGGAUCAAGUUCGGCAGUCUGAUAAGGAGCAAGUCUCUCAAAUUAUAAACAAGGUCACUGAUCAAGCUGGAAUAAACUCUUCUUCGAGUGUGAUUUCAUCUAAUCAGUUGGCACAAUUGGUCCAAAAUGCAGUCGAUGAAUUAGCUGGUUAUGCUCAACCUGGGGAAAUAAGCAAUUUUCUAGAAUUUAUCAAAGGCCAGUUUACAUCAUUGAGGAACACUCAAGUGCCUAGUUUGUUGAAGAAUGGGAAUGAUAGAACUGCAUAUACCUUUGAGACGUUGGAACAAGAUAUGUACAUGUCCAUUCGGAAAGAAAUGAAUGAUAAUAUUGUACUUUCCAGUUCUGGAGUAAAGAAUGUAGAACUUUUGGCAGAUGAAAGUGGUAUGAAAAGCAGGAGGAGUGCGGAUUCUGUAUUGCUUGGAAAAUACAUUGCUGCCUUUUCAAAAGAGAUAAUUGAGCAUCCUUCAUCUUCUGGAAAUGCUCUUGAUGACAUUGCAAUGGCAGAAUCUACUUCCCAGGUUUUUGCAUAUGAUGGAUUUGGCCCAGUUGACUGUGAUGGUGUUUACCUGUCCUCCUGUGGUCAUGCUGUUCAUCAAGAUUGCCUGGAUCGAUAUUUAUCAUCAUUGAAGGAAAGACAUGUAAGGAGAAUUGUUUUUGAAGGAGGACACAUUGUUGACCCAGAUCAGGGUGAAUUUCUCUGCCCUGUAUGCCGUCGGCUGGCCAAUUCUGUCCUGCCUUCAUUGCCUGGCAAUGUCCAGACGGUUUGGAGGGAACCUAUAAUUUCAAAUGCUAGCCCAACAAAUGCUGCAGUAUUAGCUACAUCAAGUGAGGAAAGUACUUCUCUUUUGCUUAACCAAGGCUUGUCUCUCUUGCGAUCUGCUGCAUUCUUAGUUGAAAAGGGAGACAUAUGGAGAAAUUUUCCCCUGCAAAGAAAUGAAAGAAUGAAGCAAAAUCUUGAUUCAAUCUCUCGUGUGCUCUUCAAAAUGUAUUUCCCAAAUCAACAGGAUAAGUUCUCAAAGUCCACAAGGGUAAACCAUUGCAUGAUCAUGUGGGACACACUUAAAUAUUCCCUUAAAUCUGUGGAGAUUGCUGCACGGUGUGGCAGGACUCAUGUGAAACCAACAUAUGGUCUUAAUGCCUUGUAUAAGGAACUUAAAUCUUCCACUGGUUUUAUACUAUCAUUGUUGCUAAGGAUUGUGCAUAAUUUGAGAAGUCAGACCUCUCUUCAUGUCCUUCAAAGAUUUAGGGGUACUCAGCUCUUUGCAGAGUCCAUAUGUUCUGGAGUUUCAAUGGACCACGCUGGUAUUGCUUUUGGACAGGGAGGUGAAAUGUCUUCCCUUUUGAAACAUGUAGAAAAAGAAGUACCAUAUCCUGACAUGCAAUUCUGGAAUCGAGCAUCUGAUCCCAUCCUCACUCAUGAUGCUUUUUCAUCAUUGAUGUGGGUGCUAUUUUGUCUUCCACAUCCAUUUUUAUCAUGUGAGGAAUCUUUGUUAUCGCUCAUGCAUAUCUUCUAUAUAGUCUCUCUAGCUCAGGCUAUACUUACUUAUUGCGGCCAACAUCAACAUGAUACUAGGGAAUCAGGUUUACCUGAUUGUCUGAUUGCUGACAUCUCCAAAGUUGUGAAGGGAUCUGGAUGGAUCCGGCAAUAUUUUGUUUCGAACUAUGUUGAUCCUAGUUCUGAUGCUCUGGAUUCAAUUCGUAGAUUGAGCUUCCCUUACUUGAGGAGGUGUGCAUUGCUUUGGAAAUUGUUGAGUUCUUCUGCCUCAGAACCAUUCAGCUCUUCUGCACUGAAUAGAUCAUCCCAUGGCAUCGAUGAAUCCAUAGACUACAUGGAUGGUGAUAUAGUUGAACUCAAUGAAGUUCAGAAGCUGGAAAAGAUUUUCAAGAUUCCCCCAAUAGAUGCUAUUCUUAAGGAUCAAGCAGUGCGAUCUUUGGUUAUGAAAUGGUUACAUCACUUCCACAAGAAAUAUGAAGCCUUUAGAUUUCAACACAUUUUGCAUUGCACACCUGCGGUCCCGUUCAAAUUGAUGCAGCUCCCUCGUGUAUACCAGAAUCUACUUGAGAGGUAUAUAAAACAGCGUUGUGGUGACUGCAAGAAUGUUAUUGAGGAGCCUGCACUAUGCCUUUUGUGUGGUAGAUUGUGCUCACCAAAUUGGAAGCUCUGCUGCAGGGAAAAUGGAUGCCAAGCUCAUGCGAUGUCCUGUGGGGCGGGAACAGGUGUAUUUCUGUUGAUCAAGAGAACUACAAUUCUGCUACAGAGAUGUGCACGUCAGGCACCUUGGCCAUCCCCCUACUUGGAUGCAUUUGGUGAAGAGGACACUGAAAUGCAUAGAGGAAAGCCUCUGUACUUGAAUGAGGAGCGUUAUGCUGCUUUAACAUACAUGGUUGCUUCUCACGGCCUUGAUAGAAGUUCUAAAGUUCUUGGACAAACUACCAUGGGAUCUUUCUUCUCGGUCUAGUUUGGAAGACAUUCUUCGAGAUUGGUACUGAACGGGCUUUGCCAAAUGCCAAGAUGUUGGAAUUGUCCUAUCUUAUUGUUGGCUGAAUUUGUUGAGAAUCUUGGGUUGAGAUGCUGUUUAUAAGGAUGGACAAGCAGUACAUUAACUUCAGUAUUUUGGAUUCUUCUGCUGAUGAUCAAGAAAUGCCGAGUCUCAUAGUUAUGUUCCUUUCCUUGCUUCUAGCAAUGACAUUCUAUGGUUUUACAGUUACUGGAAGCCCCACCCCCCCAAGACCAUCUACAAUCAUGUUAACAAGACAAUGAAGUUCAUAUAUAUUAGGUGACCUGUUGCUUGAACUGUGCAGCUUUAUUUUAUUAUUUUUUUAAUCAAGCAGCAGAUAUAAAGCAAGUCCAUGUAAGGUUUUCCACAGCCCCUUUUUCUCUUUCUUCCCCUCCUCCUUGCCCGACCAAAACCUCUUUUCAAAUGCUCUUCUCUUUUAAUGGGAUUGUUUAGCUGGUAAAAGUUGAGCUAGUGGUACGAGAGCAUUGGUGCAGGACAAUUUCCAACUGCAUUACUACUGUAAAUGUUGUAUAUAUCUUAUAUUCUUCAUCAUUUCUGCAGCUUUUGUUGUUUUUCUUUAAAUGAAGACGAUGGAGCUCAAAAUUUGUAUCAGUUUCCUUCAUACCCAUUUGUUAUUAUUUCAAGUAGUAUAAUUGUCGCCACGUAAGGAUAUGUUGUAUGGUCUUUGGGUCGCUUACAUGAAUGAUGGUACAAAGAAACA